AUGAGAAACGAAAACCUGAGCUCAAUGGCUGAGGAACCGACAACCCAGGAGACCGCCGAGGCCGACACUUCAACUCCAUCUAAGAAGCGGAAACGAGAUACCGCUGUGGAGGAUAUAGAAAUUGAUAUCAAUGCUCCAGAGCCACCAUCCAAGAAGGCUCUACGAAAACUCAAAAAGUCUGGCGCUACAUCUAUUUCCACUGGCAGUUCUGCUAGCACUAGUGCCCUUACAGCCCCGAUCACAGCCCCCGCUACAGCCCCUAAAUCCCAAAAUUUCCCCGAACAUGCAUCUCAAUCUCGCUCCAAGUGGGGUGUCUGGAUAGGAAACCUAGCAUUUUCAGUAACGAAGCCAGACCUAGAGACCUUCUUCACCAAGCCUCCUUCGACGAUUCCGCGCGUAGGAAUAACCCGUAUAAAUCUUCCAACGAAUCCGCAAACCCGCCGUAACAAAGGCUUUGCUUAUGUGGACUUUUCCAACCAAGAAUCGCUCAACUAUGCACUCAUCUUGACGGAGACCUUAUGGAACGGCCGUCCAGUUCUCAUCAAAAAUGCCAAGGACUUCUCCUCCAGAACCCCCACCUCGGCCAUCAAAGUGGGCGCGGACUUGAGCAAGAACCCACCAAGCAGGAUUCUCUGGGUUGGCAACCUAGACUUUAUCACGAAGGAGGAGGACCUGGCAAAGCACUUUGCCUUCGCUGGCAAGAUUGUAAAAGUCCGCCUGACAACGUUUGAGGACACGGGCAAGUGCAAAGGCUUCGGGUUCGUUGAUUUCGAAGACGAGGAGAGUGUAAAGAGGGCAAUGCUAGGGCUCUCUCCCGAGGACAAAACAAACCCCGAGAUUGCCGAGGGCAAGGAGGAGGAGGAGCUGAAUAGGUUGCGCAAGAAACGAGGUUUCAUUGGGGGCCGGAAAGUCAAGAUGGAAUACGGGGAGGACCCUUCCGUGCGUUACAAGAAGCGCUUUGGGAAGGAGAAGGAUGCCCAAGACAACGAGGACGUCACCAAAGGAGCUCCUAUAGCGCUCAUGGGGUCUCGAGGCAGACUCACCGCCACCGGUGGCGUUAGAGAGCAAGAAAACGACACGAAGCCUAUUCGUACCAAGAAGAAGAGCAAGUUUGACAACCCGAAGCGCUCAUACAAUCCAGGGACUGCCUAUUCGAACGACUCACGGCGCACUGGUGCAAUCAUAGAGGGCAAAGGGAAGCGAGUAAAAUUUGACUGA
Messenger RNA from Tuber melanosporum (Perigord truffle), 1218 nucleotides. RefSeq lists its product as uncharacterized. Gene Ontology annotation, molecular function: RNA binding. The record is from RefSeq and is a predicted model, not a curated record. Bases 1 to 1218 code for a protein of 405 amino acids. Lineage: Eukaryota; Fungi; Ascomycota; Pezizomycetes; Pezizales; Tuberaceae. The transcript has 2 exons.